Molecule: messenger RNA, 1596 nt
Organism: Coniosporium apollinis CBS 100218
Lineage: Eukaryota; Fungi; Ascomycota; Dothideomycetes
Exons: 2
Coding region: 1-1596 (531 amino acids)
Biological process (GO): tRNA processing
Molecular function (GO): ligase activity, forming carbon-nitrogen bonds; ATP binding
Source: RefSeq, a predicted model, not a curated record
AUGGCCCUAGCAGCUCUUUGCAGCAGAUUCAAAAAGGAAGAGAAUGCGCUUCUGGAUGUAACGGCUUUUGUCGUGGAUCACAAGCUCAGACCCGGCAGCACGACUGAAGCCAACGGCGUAGUGCAGCAGUUGCAAAACCUUGGUAUACCAGCGCAUCGGCUGGAUCUGGAGUGGCCGCAAGGUGUUAAUCCCCUGGAGCUGCCGAAUCUUGAAACAGAAGCACGAAGAUUGCGUUUUAGGGCAUUGGGUCUUGCAUGUUCGCAGCGAAAGAUUCGCUCGCUGCUGCUCGCGCAUCAUCGCGAUGAUCAGGCCGAAACAGUUCUUACGCGGCUGGUCGCUGGCCGCACUAGUAUCGGCUUGCAAGGCAUCCGGCCCGUGGCAGACAUUCCUGAAUGCUAUGGCAUAUACGGCGUAUACCAGAGCGGCCGGUUUCGCUUUCUCCGCGAAUGCCAUCUACCAAGAGAGGAGUACCAGUCGCCGAAGGCUCCCUCUCCCGGCUUUGAGACUGGCGGAGUCAGGGUCAUGCGACCGCUUCUUCGCUUUGGUAAAGACAGAUUGUCAGCCACUUGCGCUCAUUGGAAUGUCCCCUGGGUGGAAGAUGAGACCAACAGCGACCGGACGCUGACCGUCCGUAACGCUGUACGCCAUAUUUUCCAGUCCCAUCGGCUGCCGGCGGCGCUCACCAAAGAAUCUAUUUCUGCUCUGUCCAACAGAAUUGCCGCGGAUGUCGCUACAUAUCAGGAGGCUGCUGACAAGCUGUUCGGAGAAUGCCAGGUGGAAGUCAACAUACGAAGUGGGACUGUCGCUGUGCGGUUUCCAGACCUUGCAUCGGAAUUGAAGAUUCAUAGCAAAGGCUCAACCAUCGCUGCCAUGCUCGUCCGACGAGCUGCCGAGCUAGUGACGCCGGAACCAGAAGUUUCCUUGCAGCAAUUACAAAUACCAGUCCAUCAGAUCUUCCCAGACCUCUUUGAAGACGACUGCAGCUCUGGAGCUGCGAAUAAACUUUACCGGCGCUUCACAGCUGCUGGAGUUAUGUUCUCUCGUCAAGAUCGGUCCAAAGAGGGCCAUGCGGCAGGCGAAUGGUGGCUACUAUCACGGCAAAUACCAAGUCGCGAUCUCUUGAUUCCAUUCACUGAGAUAAACCGGUUUCUGCCUCUGAAAGAGCAACCUUUUCAGCUCUUCGACGGCCGCUUCUGGAUCCGUGUUCGCAACCCAUCGAAACGCCGUCUCACCGUUCGCCUCUCCCGUCGAGAGGAACUUAGCAAGUUCAUUAAGUCUCUCGAUUACACAGCUGCGACUAGGCUCUCGGGCGUGCUUCAAAAAGUUGCCCCUGGAGGCAUACGUUACACUCUGCCAAUGCUGGUCGUGGAGAACGCAGACAACAGCACCGAACCUAUGGCCCUCCCAACUCUGGGGUUCAAGCUAGGAGGGUCUCAGGCAGACGGAGAGUGGGCGGACCUAGCAUGGGAUGUCAGGUAUCGCAAGGUGUACCUGCCUCGUCCUCCGAAAGUGGAUGGUAUCGAGGGAAAUGAGAGCGUCAUGACCUCCUUACUUGGCCCUGGCCACACAGAGCAGCAUCAUAUACAACACCUUUGA